AUGCAUCAGCUAGGACAUGGUGGUGUGGCAGCUACAGCAGCAAAGAUAAGACGCCAAUACUGGAUCCUGCAGAUUCACAAGCUGGCAAAGACUGUGAAGUAUAGGUGCGUGAUGUGUCGACGCAUGGAGCAUCAGGUGGAGUCACAAGUCAUGUCUGAUCUACCAGAUGAGAGAGUUGCCCCGUUUACACCACCAUUUUACUUCUCAUCUGUGGACUAUUUCGGCCCAAUAUCAGUUAAGGUAGGGAGGAACAAGACCGCCAAGCACUAUGGGGUCCUCUUCUCCUGCCUGAAUACAAGAGCCAUACAUCUUGAAGUGGCUGUUGAUUGCACGUCCAUGGAGUUCAUGCAGGUGCUACGGAGGUUUUUCGCCAUGAGGGGUCAACCUGCAUUCAUACUGAGCGACAACGGCACACAGUUCGUCGGUACUGAAAGAGAGUUACGUGAGAUGGUGCAAGGUUGGAGCUCUGAGGAGUUAAGAGAUUUCUGCGCUGAGAGAGGAACGACGUGGAAGUUCACAACUCCAUCUGCACCACAUCACAAUGGGUGUGCUGAGGCGCUAGUGAAGAGCUGCAAGAUUGCCCUGAAGAAAGCUAUCGGGGAUCAACUGCUCACACCCUUCGAGCUGCACACCUGUCUCCAAGAGGUCGCUAAUCUCGUCAACCAGCGACCCAUUGGAAGAGCACCAAAUGAUCCUGAUGAUGGGACAUAUCUGUGUCCAAACGAUCUACUCCUUGGAAGAUCUUCGAGCGCGGUUCCUCAAGGUCCCUUCAGAGAGACGAAGAACCCAAGACAUCGCUUCGAAUUUGUCCAGCGAAUCGUCGACGCUUACUGGAAGAGUUGGAUGCGUGACGUCUUUCCACUACUGGUUCCGCGUCGAAAAUGGAACAAUGACAGACGCAAUGUCCGAAUCGAUGACGUGGUUAUUCUGGCUGACCAUAAUGCAGUUCGAGGAAAGUGGACAUUGGGUAGAAUCAUCCAGGUGUACCCUGGAACUGAUGGGAAGGUUCGAACAGUAAAGGUCAAAUCUAAAGGUUGUGAGUAUAAGCGACCAAUCUCGAAGAUUGUUGUAAUCUAUCCAACAGAAGGGUAUGACGAUGAGUAA
Molecule: messenger RNA, 1104 nt
Organism: Lytechinus variegatus (green sea urchin)
Lineage: Eukaryota; Metazoa; Echinodermata; Echinoidea; Temnopleuroida; Toxopneustidae
Exons: 1
Coding region: 1-1104 (367 amino acids)
Biological process (GO): DNA integration
Molecular function (GO): nucleic acid binding
Source: RefSeq, a predicted model, not a curated record